This is a messenger RNA of Morus notabilis, 3392 nucleotides long. Its product is annotated as potassium transporter 7. Lineage: Eukaryota; Viridiplantae; Streptophyta; Magnoliopsida; Rosales; Moraceae. Gene Ontology annotation, cellular component: plant-type vacuole; vacuolar membrane. The record is from RefSeq and is a predicted model, not a curated record. Gene Ontology annotation, biological process: potassium ion transmembrane transport. Bases 168 to 2717 code for a protein of 849 amino acids. The transcript has 10 exons. Gene Ontology annotation, molecular function: potassium ion transmembrane transporter activity.
UAUUAGUUCUUCGAAUUUCUCCUGUUUUCUGAUUCUGAUUUUCUCAUGCCAAACCCAAACAUUUUCCAUCGCUUUCCCCCCCAUCCAAACACCCAAUUAAACUGAAAUUCCCGAAGCUACGAUGCUGGAAAAGGCGUAGACGAAGAAACGGCAAAUAGUAGCAAGUGAUGGCGGAGGAGGCGAGUUCGGAGAGGAGCGAGAUCAAUGGUGGCGGACUUGCGUCGAUGGAUUCGACGGAGUCGCGGUGGGUGUUUCAGGACGAGGACGAUUCGGAAUUCGACGGCGAUGAGGACGAAGAAAAUUUGAGGCACCGGACGUCCAUGGAUUCAGAGGACGAUGAAGACGAUGAGAAUGCUGAGCAGAGGUUGAUUAGGACCGGUCCGCGCGUCGAUUCGUUCGAUGUCGAAGCCCUAGAGGUCCCCGGUGCUCAGCGAAACGACUACGAGGACUUCACUGUGGGCAGGAAAAUAAUUCUUGCUUUUCAGACCCUUGGGGUUGUCUUUGGUGAUGUUGGUACAAGUCCAUUGUAUACCUUCAGUGUGAUGUUUAGUAAGGCACCCAUUAAGGGAAAUGAAGAUGUUCUUGGAGCAUUAUCUCUUGUUCUUUACACCUUAAUCUUGAUCCCCCUGGUUAAAUAUGUGUUAGUCGUUCUGUUGGCCAAUGAUGAUGGUGAAGGUGGCACUUUUGCUUUGUAUUCAUUGAUCUGUCGGCAUGCAAAGGUCAGUCUUCUUCCAAAUCAGCUUCCAUCGGAUGCUCGUAUAUCAAGCUUCAGGCUGAAGGUUCCUUCCCCUGAGCUUGAGCGAUCUCUGAAAAUCAAGGAAAGGCUUGAGGCUUCAUUGACUCUGAAAAAGCUUCUUCUGAUGCUGGUUCUUGCUGGUACUGCCAUGGUGAUUGCUGAUGGAGUUGUUACACCAGCGAUGUCAGUGGUGUCUGCUGUUGGUGGCUUAAAGGUCGGAGUUGAUGCUAUUAACCAAGAUCAAGUAGUGAUGAUUUCAGUUACUUUUCUUGUGAUACUAUUUAGUGUACAGAAAUAUGGGACAAGUAAAGUUGGACUCGCUGUUGGCCCUGCCUUAUUUUUGUGGUUUUGUUCGCUUGCGAGCAUUGGAAUUUACAACCUUGUUAAAUAUGACAGCAGUGUCUUGAGGGCAUUUAAUCCUGUUCACAUUUAUUACUUUUUCAAGAGGAAUUCAACCAAGGCGUGGUAUGCUCUUGGAGGUUGUCUUCUAUGUGCAACAGGUUCUGAGGCAAUGUUUGCAGAUCUUUGUUAUUUUUCGGUGCGAUCGGUUCAGCUUACUUUUGUUUUUCUCGUCUUGCCUUGCCUUCUUUUGGGCUAUUUGGGUCAAGCUGCGUACCUAAUGGAAAACCAGACAGGGGCUGAGCAAGCUUUCUUCUCUUCAAUCCCAAGUGGUGCUUUCUGGCCUGUAUUCCUUAUUGCUAAUGUUGCAGCAUUGAUUGCUAGCCGAGCAAUGACGACAGCCACAUUUUCUUGUAUAAAACAAUCCAUGGCACUUGGUUGUUUUCCUCGGCUUAAAAUCAUUCAUACCUCUAGGAAAUUCAUGGGCCAAAUCUAUAUCCCUGUCAUAAAUUGGUUUCUGUUGGUGGUUUGCUUAGUGUCCGUCUGUUCCAUCUCAAGCAUUGAUGAGAUUGGAAAUGCAUAUGGAAUUGCUGAGCUGGGAGUAAUGAUGAUGACAACAAUUUUGGUAACCAUUGUUAUGCUUCUUAUAUGGCAGAUAAACAUCGUAAUAGUGCUAAGUUUCGUUAUAUUUUUCCUUGGGCUGGAACUGACCUUUUUCUCGUCAGUUUUGUGGAGUGUGGGAGAUGGAAGUUGGAUUAUUUUGGUCUUUGCUGUAAUUAUGUUUCUGAUCAUGUCCAUUUGGAACUAUGGGAGCAAGCUUAAGUAUGAAACUGAAGUCAAGCAAAAGCUGUCAACGGAUCUGAUGCGGGAAUUGGGUUGCAAUCUUGGGACAAUACGAGCUCCUGGCAUUGGCUUGCUAUAUAAUGAGCUGGUAAAGGGGAUACCGGCAAUAUUUGGCCAUUUUUUGACUACACUCCCAGCAAUUCACUCAAUGAUCAUAUUUGUUUGCAUAAAAUAUGUUCCAGUUCCCGUAGUUCCUCAGAGUGAGCGAUUUCUUUUCCGUCGAGUCUGCCCAAAAGGCUACCAUAUAUUUCGCUGCAUUGCGAGGUAUGGAUACAAGGAUGUGCGCAAGGAAAAUCACCAGACGUUUGAGCAGCUGCUGAUCGAGAGCCUCGAGAAAUUCAUUCGUCGUGAAGCUCAAGCGAGGUCAUUAGAGAGCGAUGGGGAUAAUGAUACAGAUUCUGAGGGUGAGUCAUCUCGUUCAAGGGUUCUGAUAGCUCCUAAUGGAAGUGUCUACUCGCUUGGUAUUCCUCUUCUGGAUGAAUACAGGGAGACAAACAAGCCUAUCUCUGAAGCGAGCACGUCAGAAGAGGUGAAACCAGUACCUUCCUCAGACCCACCAAUGUCAGCGGAGCAGAGUCUCGAGAGGGAGCUGUCUUUUAUACGCAAGGCUAAAGAAUCUGGAGUAGUUUACCUUCUUGGUCAUGGGGAUAUUAGGGCCAGGAAGGAUUCCUGGUUUAUUAAGAAGCUAAUCAUAAAUUACUUCUAUGCUUUCUUGAGAAAGAACUGCAGGAGGGGGAUUGCCAAUUUGAGCGUGCCCCAUUCGCAUUUAAUGCAGGUUGGCAUGACAUACAUGGUUUGAUGAUCAGUUUUCAUCCCAAAGUAAGGAGAUCUCAAAUUUGACAAAAAAUUUGGGGUUAAAGAGGACUUGAUGUGAUAUGCUCAGCUAUUAAUGCAAUUCAAGAUCAUGUUUUGAACAAAAUCUCAUUGUUUGUGCAUUGAUUGGCCCUGGUCGUUUGGAUCCAUCCAUUGUUCAACCCCUUCAUCUCACCAAUUGGUAAGUUUUGUAGUGUUUCUCUCCGGAGGCUUUGACAUCCAUAUAUUGAUUCUUAGUUACAGUCGUGUAUGUGGGGAAAAAAUAAUAGAAUUUGUAAUUGCCGUGCUAUAGAUAUGCGACCGUGAUUUGUUAAGAGUUCUUCCGCUCUUUAAAGUUGUUCAGCUUGAGAAAAAAAAAAUGUUGAUAGCCAUUAACAAUGUUCCUCACAUGUACUGUAUAGGCAUGAUGACACGAUACAAGACGAUAAACACCUAUAGAUAGUGAGUACUUGAGCAACAUGUAAUUUGUGGAAAGAGAAAGGCUAGCAUCAUUUUUUCUGUCACUCUUUUUAUCACUUUUUGCAUUCAUUGUUUGACAUGUAGAUUUUAUUCUCAUUUUCUGUUUAAAUAAUAACAUAUCAUGUUAGUGGAUUUCAUGUGUCAACAUUUUCUGUUUAAAUAAUGUCAUGUUAGUGGAUUUCAUGUGUCAAAUAGUGAAUGU